AUGCAACGAAGACAGGGAAGAGUCAAUGCUGGACUGCUUUUGCUGCUUUAUCAAAUUUCUCAAGUUGGACUUCAGAACAUUCCUUCUGUUACCCUUGCAGUGCUUGUACUGAAUAUUUUUCUCUUUCUGAAUCCUGUGAGACCGCUGCAUGAAGUAUGUAUCAGUGUCAACGAAGGCUUCUACAAACAGAAUUGGCAGCGCUUACUGCUUUCUCCUGUCCACCAUGCAGACGAUUGGCAUUUGUAUUAUAACAUGAUUUCCAUGCUCUGGAAGGGGAUAAUGUUGGAAAGAAAGCUUAAGAGUGUGUGGUUUGCUUAUAUAAUUGCCGUGUUUUCAGUGCUGAUUGGAGUUGUUUAUAUGGCGCUGGAAUUCAUGCUUGUGAAAAUUCUGAAUGAUCCUUCGUAUGAAAUGAAUUGUGCCGUGGGUUUCUCAGGAGUCUUGUUUGCUUUGAAAGUUCUUAACAACCAUUACAAUCCAGGAAGAGUCAGCAGUGUCCUUGGAUUGCAGAUAUCCAGCAAAUACGCCUGUUGGGUGGAGCUGGUGGCUAUUCAUUUAAUUUCCCCAGGGACUUCUUUUGCUGGGCAUCUGGCAGGGAUUCUUGUUGGACUGAUGUACACCAUGGGACCUCUGAAAAAGAUCAUGAAAGCCUGUGCAGGUGCUGUUACUUCAUUCACUGAUCCUGACAGGCCAAGAGACUACUACUCAGGUUAUUCAGAUUAUUAUUAUAGAUAUCCAGAGUAUCAAUACACAACACCAAGGAACUACUAUGAUUAUACGGGUGGGCUUACAGAGGAAGAACAGCUUGAAAGAGCAGUGCUAAACAGUCUUAAUGAAAGAGAUUUUGGUGGAGCAACAUACAAUAAUGAGCGGCGACCCUAUGGUUUUUGGUUUCCACCUGAGCAGAAUUCAGAAGAGGAAGUAAGAAGGCAAAGACUUCGUAGGUUUGACAGAAGAUGAAGUUGGCAGGUGUUGAUGUAAAUUGUAAAGUGCUCUUCAGAGUUAAAAUAUUUGCAGAUUUAUUUUAUUUUUACUAUUCAUUGCAAAACUGCAGAAGAUUUUGUGAGUUCAGGCUCCAAAUUUGAACUUGCAUAAAAAAUGAGUUGGGAAUCAAAAUGUGAUCUUUGCCAAUCUCCAUUCUGAUGUAUGUUAAAUCUGGAAGAAGACUGAUGGUUUCACCAACCUUUUUCUCUUCAAAGUUAUUCUUUGUAGCUUCAAGAAUUCAUUGGCUUUUUGGCUGCUGGUAUUCUCAGACGGCAGGGUUUCUUUAUUUUUUUCUAUGAUGGAUAAUAAUUUUGAAAUAUAAUUUUAAAACUAUGCAAUUCUUUCCUACAUAUUUCCCAUUUUUCUAUGAUGAAUAACUCUUGGGAUUGGCAUGUGAAUUGUCACUUGAAACGACUGCUUUGAUGACAACAGGUAGCUCAUAAGAGUUGGGCUUAAGCUUUUCCGCAGUUUUGCAAACUGUGAAAAAUAAUUGGAGCUAUUGUUAUCCUAAGGAGUUACGUAAUAGAACUUUUAGUGUUGGAGUCUUCCUUAAAAUGUGCCAUUUAGUGUAGAGCUUGAGUGUGACAAAACUGAGUUCUAACUACUUAUUCCCUAGAACCAACCCUAAUGUUUACCUUUUUAAUUAAAACAAACAAACAAAAACCCUUGCUUUUACAGAGUUGAAAUAACUUGUUGUUAGGAGCUUUAUGGAAAGGAAGGUGGAUAUGUCAUGAAAAUAUAUUUAUUUGUUAACUUACUGUUUUGGAAUAACUAUUUUUCCUUUUUAAAAAGGCUUAGAAAUUGUAUCAUGUGUAUGCUGUUCAUGGAGCUAUAGAAAUUCUACUGUUUCUCUGUAUGUAUCUCAUCUGAGGUCCAGUCCCCAUGCCGUCUGCAGACUUGUGGAGAUCAUACCUUAAUAUAGUUUACCUUGAGUUUCUCAUUUUCUAGAGAGCAUUUCUUGACCCAACUCCAGAGUAGCUGGCAGCAGACCAGAGAGCUCGGUUGUCGCUUUGGAUGGGACCUCUGUUGGCUGCUUGGCGCGCAGUGCCUGUCCUGUUUGUGGCACAUCUGCCUGUUCGAUGAUGUAAAUUAGCAAACCUGAAGGUUUUUUGAGUAUCUAACAUUCAGGAAAAAUAUUCAUUGCCUAGAUGUUUUUUACCUUGUAAUGGAGGAAAUCUGUCUGAAUCUGGAAACGAUCCUGUAACUCUUUUCAGUCCUGAAGAGAUGUGCUUGCACAGGAAUGAUUCCAUUAUUGUCUUUCGGCACAUAAUUCUUUGAAUCUCACCAACGCUCCUUUAGUAAAGUGUUAGGAUGAGCAAUUUAAUGUUUUUUUAUGAUGAGCAAUUUAAUGGUGAUCACCAGUCUGUGCUUUAUGAAGUCUACCUCUCUAUGGAGUUAGAGUGUAAAGCACUGUUGUAUUUUUCAUACAGAAAAGAAAGAUACUGAAACUGAAUUUGUGAUUAUGUCAUGUAAGUAGAGUACACCUUCUGGUUUUAAUUAAUGUAUGUAGGGGAAACUUUUGUUAGUUGAAAAAUUCAAAAACUGUUCUUCACCUGUGCCAUUCUCACUUUCACCAUCUGUCUUACUUAUACCUAUUGCUGAUUGUAUGCCAAGAAGCAGCAAAACAAAAAAAUUAGGCGGGGUAUGUUCAAGGCUCUGAGAGACAACAGACAUGGCUGCAAUGCGACUUUGGAUGUCCUUGUUAAGGUAAUACUAAAACACUGGUGUUAUCAUAAUGUUCUCUGGCAGAUUUGAAGUCAGUAGAUAAGUGAUGAAUUUCUGUAUCCUUGGUUUUGGUUGUUUUUCAAUAUAUGUGUGUCUUGUUUGUUAUUCUGUGGCUACUGAAUGUCCUGAAAAAAAAAAAAGCAGAUACUUGUACCUUACUGCAGACUAACUUUUCUAUGCCUUCUAAAAUUAAAUAUCAAAAAAAUGCAUAGAGUUUGCAUAUUUUGCUCAGGGUGCAAAAAUUGUGUGUGAAGAAGGACGUAGCAUUGUUUCCCCAAACUGAACUUAAUGCUCUGGUCAAAAGUUUGUGAAACUAAAACAACAGUUUAGCAGACAAGAAAUUGUUUUAAAACACUGGAUAUCACUAGUCAGUUGAAAGGGCGGGGGGGGAGUAAAACCAAGAACGUGAUUACAAAUUUAAAAGCACUUGCAUGCUUUUGUAAAGGAAGGAUUAAUACCAACCACAUGAGGAGUAACACAGGAAGUUCCUCAUACUAACAAGAGCUCUCAUUUUUAUUGCCAUAAGUAUGUCUCAUACGAAGGAUCUGUUUCAGUCCCCCUGUUCUUGUUUUGUCAAGCACAUGCAACUAAAUGCCUAUAAAAACUGUCAGUACUAAUAGUUGUUUUCACUUUUUCAUAUAAAAAAUUGAAAUAAAUUUUUGUACACUUCAAA
Messenger RNA from Anas platyrhynchos (mallard), 3379 nucleotides. The record is from RefSeq and is a predicted model, not a curated record. NCBI's taxonomy places the organism in Eukaryota, Metazoa, Chordata, Aves, Anseriformes, Anatidae.